GAUUGUCCAAAAACGGCGACGGUUCACGUCGACCGAGCAUGCUCGAUCGAAAUAACGUCCGUUUCGCAUCGUCAAUUUGUCCGAGACUUUGGAAAUGGCGCGAAAAUCAACGUACGCGAGAUGCGCAUUCGUCGGUGGCGCUCCAUCAGCUGAUGCGCCCGAUUAAAAACAUGGCGAAGUUGAGCCAUGCUGUGUGGGAUCUCUCUUCGAACUUUGCGGCGAAUCGCUAUUUUUCUCGCUUGUUGACUUCACCAUGGUACAAUAUAUCCAUGGUUACAUCAUCCCAUAGACUGUCAACGAACGUUGCUGUCAAAUCCGAAGACGCUUUGAUUAUAAGCGACAGUUGCGUGAAGCGUUUGAAGGAAAUCGCGAGCGAUGAUACGAGUCUGAGAGUCACCGUCGAGGGUGGUGGUUGCUCUGGAUUUCAAUACAAAUUUGACCUAGACUCAAAUGUACACGAAGAUGACAGAGUAUUUCAGAGGGAUGGCACCAAGGUGAUUAUAGACUCGACAUCAUUGGAAUAUGUGAAAGGAUCAACAAUAGAGUUUCAUACAGAACUUAUACGGUCUGCCUUUAGAAUAACAAAUAAUCCUUUAGCUGAACAAGGAUGCAGUUGCGGUGCUAGCUUUGCCAUUAAAGUGGAAUAGAUCAUGCUGGAUACAUCUAUUCGUAUUGUAGAGGUAUCUGUUUAUAUCUCGACCAACUAUGAACGUGCCCCUACAAGUGAUACCAAAAACACCUUUUCUAUCGUUGUUAAUUUAGAUUGUACAAUUUAUCCUGUACCGCAAGUUGAUCGCUGUAAACAAGUGUGAGCAAAUAGAAACAAUCGUUGCGUCUCUGUAUGUAACAUAGAAGAUGAGCUAAAUCUCAGUAAUGUAUAAGCGUAUCAUAAAAAAAAGAACAUCUUAA
Molecule: messenger RNA, 909 nt
Organism: Odontomachus brunneus
Lineage: Eukaryota; Metazoa; Arthropoda; Insecta; Hymenoptera; Formicidae
Product: iron-sulfur cluster assembly 2 homolog, mitochondrial
Exons: 4
Coding region: 39-647 (202 amino acids)
Biological process (GO): iron-sulfur cluster assembly
Cellular component (GO): mitochondrion
Molecular function (GO): iron ion binding; 4 iron, 4 sulfur cluster binding; 2 iron, 2 sulfur cluster binding
Source: RefSeq, a predicted model, not a curated record